AUGGAGCCAAGCAAGAACGAGACGUAUGGCUCUCAAGAGUACUGGCAGGCACGGUAUAGGGAGCCCGGAGGAGUCUACGAGUGGUGCUUAGGCUACGCCGCGCUAUCGGCCUAUUUCGAUCGCCUGCUUCCGAUUCGAGGCACACGAUGCAAGAGCGACCUCAAGAUCGUUAUGCUAGGCUGCGGCAAUUCGGCGCUCGCAGAGGACAUGUACGACGAUGGCUAUCGAUGCAUCACGUCGAUCGACUAUGCUCAGAAUGUCAUUGAUGCCAUGUCUGCCCGCAAUGCCCUGUCACGACCCGAGCUGCAAUGGCUGCAAGCUGACGUGAGGAAUCUGCCCCUUCCUGAUGCGAGUAUCGAUAUCUGCAUCGACAAGGCUACGAUGGACGUCUUCUUUGCUGCAGCAGGAAGCAAGCUCGAUCCGUGGAACCCGCCAGCAAGCGUAAUCGAAAAUUGCAAUAGGGAGAUCGACGAGGUCGUGAGGGUGCUGAAGCCGGACGGCUGCUUCAUCUACGUCACUUUUGGGCGACACGAUAGAGCCGCACUUCCGAAAGCCAGUCAUGACACGACUAGGCUGGACAAUCGACACGUAUGA
Molecule: messenger RNA, 594 nt
Organism: Mixia osmundae IAM 14324
Lineage: Eukaryota; Fungi; Basidiomycota; Mixiomycetes; Mixiales; Mixiaceae
Exons: 3
Coding region: 1-594 (197 amino acids)
Molecular function (GO): S-adenosylmethionine-dependent methyltransferase activity
Source: RefSeq, a predicted model, not a curated record